This is a messenger RNA of Meleagris gallopavo (turkey), 1510 nucleotides long. The record is from RefSeq and is a predicted model, not a curated record. NCBI's taxonomy places the organism in Eukaryota, Metazoa, Chordata, Aves, Galliformes, Phasianidae.
AUUAUGUUCUGUGCUUUCAGACCAAAGGCUAAGUCUUGAAAACAUGAUUCCUGCAACUGUUGACACUGUCCUGAGUGCUCUGUAUUUAUGCUGCCACAGAAAGAACUGGUUACAGUCGGAGGAGAAACACUAAGGACUCAAAUGCGCUUGCAGCUAAAGUAUCCUCAUCAUGAAUAGGUACACAACUAUCAGACAGCUUGGUGAUGGGACCUACGGCUCUGUCCUCCUAGGGAGAAGCAUUGAAUCUGGGGAGCUAAUAGCCAUUAAAAAAAUGAAGAGAAAGUUUUAUUCCUGGGAGGAAUGCAUGAAUCUUCGUGAAGUUAAGUCUUUGAAGAAACUAAACCAUGCCAAUGUAGUAAAGCUGAAAGAAGUUAUCAGGGAAAAUGAUCAUCUCUAUUUUGUGUUUGAGUACAUGAAGGAAAAUCUUUAUCAGUUAAUGAAAGAAAGAAACAAACUGUUUCCUGAAGCUACAGUUAGGAAUAUUAUGUAUCAGAUCCUGCAAGGGCUUGCAUUUAUCCAUAAACAUGGAUUCUUUCACAGAGAUUUAAAACCCGAAAACCUCCUUUGCAUGGGACCAGAACUUGUGAAAAUAGCAGACUUUGGCUUAGCCCGAGAAAUCCGAUCUAGACCUCCUUACACCGAUUAUGUAUCCACAAGAUGGUACAGGGCUCCUGAAGUCCUUCUGAGAUCCACCAGCUAUAGCUCUCCAAUAGAUAUUUGGGCUGUUGGUUGUAUAAUGGCAGAAGUUUACACACUGAGGCCUCUCUUCCCAGGCGCCAGUGAAAUUGAUACAAUAUUCAAAAUUUGCCAAGUUCUGGGGACACCAAAGAAGAAUGACUGGCCUGAAGGCUACCAGCUUUCAUCCUCCAUGAAUUUUCGCUGGCCUCAGUGUGUACCUAACAACUUAAAAACCCUCAUACCUAAUGCUAGCAGUGAGGCAGUGCAACUGAUGAGAGACAUGCUGCAGUGGGACCCCAAAAAGCGGCCAACAGCUAGCCAGGCACUUCGAUAUCCGUACUUCCAGGUUGGACAUGCUUUAGGCCUUCAGGAACUGACGAGACCAAAGGAACUGCAUGAUAAAUCAUCUCUGCAUAUUAAGCCUGUCCCUCCUGCACAACCUCCUUCAAAAUCCCACGCCCGCAUUUCUUCACGGCCAUUUCAGCAAAGCCAGACUUCUCAACAUUUGGUCUAUCCAUGUAAGACAGACAACUCUGGGGCUGAUCACAGUAAAUAUUUACAGGAGGACAAGUCGAACCAAGUUUUCCUGCCUGCAAUUCACAAUAAGGUUCCUCAGCAGAAAGCAUCUACUGGGACUGAGAACAUAAAUGGUGAACUUAAACCAAAAGCUAGGCGAAGGUGGGGACAUCUUGCUAGGCCAGUGAAGAAUUCUGAAGAGUGGGAUGACUUGGAAGACCUUGAUUUCAGUUCUUCUGUCACAAGGGUUGACUUGAAAAACAAAAAGAGGCAGAAUGAUGAAACUACUUGUAGGUAAGUUGGGUUUCGUUAUAUU